Alligator mississippiensis (American alligator) is the source of this 2533-nucleotide messenger RNA. RefSeq names its product serine and arginine rich splicing factor 6 (gene SRSF6). Gene Ontology annotation, biological process: alternative mRNA splicing, via spliceosome; mRNA splice site recognition. Bases 96 to 1130 code for a protein of 344 amino acids. Gene Ontology annotation, cellular component: ribonucleoprotein complex; nucleus; cytoplasm. Gene Ontology annotation, molecular function: mRNA binding. The record is from RefSeq and is a predicted model, not a curated record. Lineage: Eukaryota; Metazoa; Chordata; Crocodylia; Alligatoridae. The transcript has 6 exons.
GCGACCGGCGCCAUUGUGGUGCGGAGCAGGCCGCAGGCGGCGAGCGCGGCCUGGCAGCACCGACCUCCCGGCGGUCCCCGGCCCCGCUCGCAGCCAUGCCGCGUGUCUACAUCGGGCGCCUCAGCUACCACGUGCGGGAGAAGGACAUCCAGCGCUUCUUCAGCGGCUACGGCCGCCUGCUCGAGGUCGAUCUCAAAAACGGGUACGGCUUCGUGGAGUUCGAGGACUCGCGCGACGCGGACGAUGCCGUUUACGAGCUGAACGGCAAGGACCUGUGCGGGGAGCGGGUGAUCGUGGAGCACGCCCGAGGCCCCCGCCGGGACCGCGACGGAUACAGCUACAGCAGCCGCAGUGGAUAUAGCAGUCGCAGACAAUCGGGAAGAGAUAAAUAUGGACCACCUGUGCGUACAGAAUACAGACUGAUUGUUGAAAACCUUUCCAGUCGCUGUAGUUGGCAGGAUUUGAAAGAUUUCAUGAGGCAAGCUGGUGAAGUAACCUAUGCAGAUGCUCAUAAAGAACGCACAAAUGAAGGGGUAAUAGAAUUUCGAUCUUACUCAGAUAUGAAGCGUGCCCUGGACAAAUUGGAUGGCACAGAGAUAAAUGGCAGGAAGAUAAGGCUGGUUGAGGACAAGCCACGUUCAAGCCAUAGGCGAUCUUACUCUGGCAGCCGGUCAAGGUCACGCUCUAGAAGAAGGUCGCGAAGCAGGAGUCGCAGGAGCAGGAGUAGCCGCAGCCGAUCCCGUAGUGUCUCUAAAAGCCGGUCACGAUCUAAAUCCAGGUCACGGAGCAAAGAUCGUUCGCGUUCCAGAUCUAAAAGCAGGAAGUCAAGAUCAAAGAGCAAAUCUAAACCUAAGUCUGACCGGGGUUCCCGCUCCCGCAGCAGAUCCAAGGCAAAAUCUGAGAAGUCUCGCAGCAGGUCUAGGUCCAUGUCUCGCUCUCCCAAAGAAAAUGGUAAAGGAGAUGCUAAGUCUAAAUCCAGAUCAAGGAGUAGGUCUCGUUCCAACUCGCCACAGCAGCAAGCCUCUGUCAAGGCUCGUUCAGAGUCACCAUCCAAAAGAGCUGCAUCAAGGUCCCACUCCAGAUCUCAUUCAAAGUCUCGCUCACGAUCAAGAUCUAGUUCAAGAGAUUAAGACUAGAACUCUCCUCUUACUUUGCACACUAUUAUGGAACAUUUUCCUACUUGCCAGGCCAUUAGUCUUUUAUGUUAGUCCUUCAGAAGUUGGUUCCUUCUUUUGCAGAAAGGAAUGGCCUGAGAACCAAGUAAUGAGGCAUAAAGGUUUGAUUUGUAUCUAAAUUUGGUGAAAAGAUGAGGUGGUGUGGAAAUGGUGGUAAGAGCAGGAAGAGAGUCCCCUUUUUCUAGAAAAAUAAAGUUAAACUUUUGAUUUUUAGCAUUUCAGCAGAAAUAAUUUGACUGCUGUUAAGAGGAAAGUGGGUUUUAUAUUAAAAUAAACUCUUAAGCAUAAGACGCUUAAAUUCAGGCUUUUUUGAGAACGUCAUUUUUUUUUUUUCCUAAUUUUUCACUCUUAAAAUUACGGGCCUUAGUAGUAUAAAAGGUUACGUCUUGCUAUCAAAGACACAAAAGCAUUGUUGAACUGGUCAGUGUAGAUGCCUUGGCUAUUUCAGUUUGUGGAAGCAAAGUGGGAACUGUACAUACAGUUAAUAUAUAAUAACUAGGCAAAUUUCAGACCAGCAAUAAACUCAAGUUGGAAGCACUUGUGCUGUAUCUUAACUCGCCAAAAGUAAGCUUCAUGUCUCUCCUCUUCCUUUCCCCUUCCCCAACUACUCUGACUGUAUUAAAAGCUAAUAAAGGUACUACUCUGUAGCCUUGCAUGAUGCAGUAUUGCCUAAAAUCCUAGGUAUCAAAGUUCAAAGAAUGGAAGUGUUGUGACUCUACUUUGCUUGGAUUCCAGGUGAUGUUCCAACUCUGACACGUUUGUGUCUUUUGGAUGUGGUCCAAGUCACUAGUGUUUUGUAUGGCUUGCUGAACUCUAAAUGUUUAUCUAUUGGGUAUGUGAAAAUAAGUAACUUUUAAACUCUCUUUCCUGCACACACCCCCCCCCCCCUCGAGUUACCACCCACUUUGCAUCAAAAUAAGAGCCACAGUCCUAUUGUGUGUGAAUUUUAAACCUUAUAGGGAUCUCUAAAUACAUUGGAGCUAGAGUUCUAGUCUUAACAGGAGACUUUGCUAAACCAGAGUUGCCAAUUCACUUACAAAUUGUGAAGUAGAUUUCAUCUCAAAAGUCCCAUUUAUAGUUAAAUUGAUUUUUUUUUUUUUAAUUUUUUUUUUUUUUUUUUGGUAACAUGCAAUACUGAACAUUAGAACUGCCUUGUAAUCUUUAUACAAUGUGUAGUUUAACUUGUAUAAAAUUAAAUCAGUGACUCAAACUCUUGUGCUUAUGCCAAUGGAACUGAACUCUUUUUUGCACGCACAGUAGAUCUACCACUGUGAUGGACUUCAGCAGAACCAUUAUCCCAUGUAUAACUCUUGCAGAUCUCAUGAUAAACGAAAUUAAAUGUAGCAGUAAAUACUGUA